AUGUGCAGAGAAUUGACUGAAGAGUACGGAGAAGAAGUGACGAAACUGUGUGAGAGGCUGGUGGAGACAUUGUCGGAGAGUUUAGGUUUAGAACCAAACCGUCUCAUGAAAGCCUUCGGAGGAGAAGACAAAGUCGAGGCUGCUCUCAGGGCAAAUUACUACCCAAAAUGCCCUCAGCCACAGCUCACUUUAGGUCUUUCUUCCCAUUCUGACCCUGGUUGCAUCACCGUUGUCUUCCCGGACGAGAAGGUCGCAGGCCUCCAGGUCCGUCGUGGUGACGGUUGGGUCACCGUCAAAUCCGUCCCAAAUGCUUUGAUCGUUAACAUCGGAGAUCAGGUUCAGAUACUUAGCAAUGGAAUUUACAAAAGCGUGGAGCAUCAGGUGAUUGUUAAUUCCGGUAUGGAUCGAGUCUCUUUGGCACUCUUCUACAACCCGAGAAGUGAUGUCUCGAUCGGACCAGUCAGGGAACUAUUAAGUGAAAACCAACCUGCUCUUUAUAAACCGAUCAGGUUUGACGAGUACCGUCUUCUGAUUAGGCAAAAGGGUCCUUGUGGCAAAAAUCAGGUCGAUUCACUCUUACAAGCAGAUGAUACAUCCCAAAUAUAA
Microthlaspi erraticum is the source of this 606-nucleotide messenger RNA. NCBI's taxonomy places the organism in Eukaryota, Viridiplantae, Streptophyta, Magnoliopsida, Brassicales, Brassicaceae. The record is from the annotation of a GenBank genome assembly.